AUGGCUCCGAAUUGCCUGACCGGCGCUUGCCUCUGCAAGAACAUAGUAUACCGCAUUAUGUUACCCACCGAAUCAUUCCCUAAGGUGAUUAUCUGUCACUGCACCAACUGCAAACGCUAUACGGGCUCCAGCUUUUCCGCCAACAUCAUCGUGCCAAAAUCCAGUCUAGAGUACACGAAGGGGACACCCAAGAUGUACUUGGACCACGGCGACAGGGGCGGACAGGUAAUGCGCGAGUUCUGUCCUGAUUGCGGUACGCCAUUCACAUCAUCAAGCGAUGAUCAGGAAGUUGCUGUGAAGUCGGGAACGCUCGAUGAAGGACACCGACUUAAUUGUGCGGAAUUGGCAGCGGAGAUUUACUAUCAUCGGAAGGAUAAGUGGGUGGAUGAUAUGGGAAAUGAGGAUGUUCGGAGGAUCAAUGGUAGUAUGGGUUAG
Messenger RNA from Penicillium mononematosum, 435 nucleotides. RefSeq names its product GFA family protein. The transcript is spliced from 2 exons. Bases 1 to 435 code for a protein of 144 amino acids. Gene Ontology annotation, molecular function: carbon-sulfur lyase activity. The record is from RefSeq and is a predicted model, not a curated record. NCBI's taxonomy places the organism in Eukaryota, Fungi, Ascomycota, Eurotiomycetes, Eurotiales, Aspergillaceae.